Molecule: messenger RNA, 2937 nt
Organism: Aphidius gifuensis
Lineage: Eukaryota; Metazoa; Arthropoda; Insecta; Hymenoptera; Braconidae
Gene: Dolk
Product: dolichol kinase
Exons: 5
Coding region: 114-1529 (471 amino acids)
Biological process (GO): dolichyl monophosphate biosynthetic process
Cellular component (GO): endoplasmic reticulum membrane
Molecular function (GO): dolichol kinase activity
Source: RefSeq, a predicted model, not a curated record
UGCGACACAAAAUAUCAUCAACAACAUUGGUGAUUGUUAAGUGGGGGAAAGUACAUGACGAAGUUAUUUGGUGUGAAAGGCGGUUGUUUUUCUUUGUUGUUUAAAGAAAAAAAAUGGAGAUGAUCACAACAACGUAUGAUAGUGUUGAUAAAAAAAUAUUAAAAUCAUUGGAUAAUAACAAAGUAUUACACAGGCCAAAUGCAAGUGCAGGAUUAUGGCUGAUGCCAUUAGUAGGUAUCAGUGCAUUAGCAACAAUACUCAGAGAAGAUAAUAGUUAUUCAGAAAUAUGUCUUCUCAUUGGAAUAACAGGAGUUGGUCUAGUCCUAAGUUCAAUAUGUCUUAUUGCUCAAUUGACAAUUGAUAAAUCAUCGAUUAAAGAUUUUCAAAUAAUUUAUUUUUUACCAGCAACAAUUACCUCAAUGUUAUAUCUUCUAUGGGCAAGCAAAGGACUACUUGUUAGUGUAAGCUGGGGACUAAGUGUUGGUUCAAUUGGUACUUGGGGUGUUCUUCAAUUGAUGUCAUUAUGCCCAAAAUGUUUUACACUUGGUGAAGCAACAACAGUCACUCAUGGAAUAAUUUUAUUUUUAUUAUCAACUUGUACAAAUCUUCCUCAACGAUAUCAUCUUCCUCCACUACAUGAUGAUGAUAUUGCUACAAUUAUUUUACAAGUUGGUAUUAUUUUUGUUGGGCUUGUUUGUGCUUUAUGCAUGAUAAUUCCUAAAAUUCGGGAAACAAAAUAUUUUUAUAUAACAACAUUUGGCAUACUGAUAAUUGGAGUUGUUCCUUUACUUCAUAUUUUGUUGGAUCAAAGUCCAUUGCUCUGGAUGAUAUAUUUUAUUUUUGGUGAUCUUCAAAGAAUGACAUUUAUUAUUUAUGCAGCAACAUGUUUACUUGUUGGCUCUGGUUUUUUGAUGAAUCAAAUUUCAUCUGAUACACAUGCAGGAACUGCUGGUAGAAAAAUAUUUCAUUUAUUAGCAGUGCUUGUUUACAUUCCAGGCUUAAUGUUUGAGCCAACUUUGCUUUAUUUAGCUAGUGGUAUAAUCAUGGGUAUUUUUAUGAUGCUUGAGCUGCUUAGAUUUUUAAAUAUACCACCAUUUGGUAAAUUUCUACAGCUUGGAUUUUCAGUAUUUGCUGAUGAAAAAGAUUCAUUAAUUUCACUAACACCAAUUUAUUUAUUAAUUGGUAUGUCAUUUCCUCUCUGGAUGCCAACAACAAAUCUUGAUUUACUUACACUUUUAAGUGGUGUUUUGACAAUUGGUAUUGGUGAUGCAUCAGCAAGUUUAGUUGGAAGUAAAUGGGGAAAAACAAAAUGGAAUGGUUGUGAAAAAUCAAUUGAAGGUACAGUUGCUUGUAUAUUAAGUCAAUUAAUUGUAAUUUAUUUAUUAGCUGCAUCAGGAUUUAUUUAUAACUUGUUUAGUCUUAUCAGAAUAACUCUUGUUGUUAUUGGCGUAUCAUUUAUUGAAGCACGUACUGAUCAAGUUGACAACUUAAUAUUACCAUUGAUAUUUUAUAUUUGUCUGAUUAUUUAAUAACAUUCGUUAAAUUAUUUAAAGUCUGAUUAAUAAUGAUUAAGGUUUUUUUUUUCAUUUAUUUAUCAAACUUCAAAUAUAUGACUAUUAUUUUUUAUCCAAGAUAAUAAUUUUGAAAAAAAAAGAAAAAAAAUAUAUAUACGUUUCCAAAUGUACUACUAAAAAUACAGCAUUUAGCUGUUGACUUUAUUUUUUUUUUUUUUUAAAUUUAAGUUAAUAUUUGCAUAUCGUUGAUACGAUAUUUAUAAUUAAGAAUAAUAUUUUCCAUAUUAAAUAUAACUAACGGGAUAAUAAUAUAUAAGUUAUUUUUUCUAAUCGUUAAAAAUAUAUGUACAUGAAUUGUUGAAGUAUAUACUUGUCGUUGAUAUUGUCGUUGAAAUGGGAUUAUAUAGAAUUUUUUUUUCAUUUUUGUUUUUGCAUUCCCAAGUAAGUUUUUGAGGUCUUUUUUUACUUGAAAUGUAUAUUGAGACUAAAAAUAUUUAAAUAAAUGUAUUUUUCUACGUGUAUAAAAACAAUAACAUUUUUUUCUAAAUAAUAGACAUUUAAAUUCAUUUUUAAACAUUUUUAUUGACUGCACAGCCUUUAAAUAUUUUACAUCCACUGCAACCACUGCGUCGUCAUUGAAAUACGUAUAUAUAAUGUCACCGUCUUCAUCAAAAAUAUAUUAAUUAUACACACAAAUUAGUUAAACAUACAAUAUAUUUUUUAUUAUUCUUCAAAUAAUAAAUAAUAAAAUAAUCAAUCAAGGAAAGACAAAGACACAGCCAAUCAAAUGAAUAACGUAAUUACGUACAACUUUUCUUACAAAUAGACAACGAAUUUAAUCGAUGACGGUGCAUUUAUUUAAUAAAAAAAAAAAAAGUCUUAAUUAUAUUAUCAAGAAUUUAUAUAUUAUAUUACACGUUGAAUUUCUUAUUUCCAUUUAUAUAUAUAUUUUUUUUGUUAUAAUCGAUGAAAACAAGUGACAUAAUAAUAAGCAUUAAAAAUUUUUUUGCAACGCGAUUAACUAUUUUAUAAUUAUUUCUUUUUUUUUUUUUGAUAAUUCAUUAUUUAUUUAUUAUGAUAGUUUAAGAAAUAAUCAGACACUCUUGGCUACAAUGUCAUUCUGAUUAGAUCAAAUUAUCUAAUGAUAGAUUUUUUUUUUUUUAUAUAUUGUUUUUUGCUGUUGAUUUUUUUUAUUAAUAAUAAUUUAUUAUUUCUUUUAUCAAUGAGUGUAAUCAAUAAGUCUUGAUGAUAUAUAUUAAUAUAUGUUGAGUGUAUUUAAUUUUACGUUUCAAUUACUUUCAAUUCAAAUAUUUCAGUUGUCCAGCUAAUUUUUGCAAUCACAUGUGUUAAAAUUAAUCAAAAUUUGUUUUUUUAAAAUCCUUGUUUAUUGACUUGCGUAAUGAUCGGUAUUGUUAAUAAUAUC